This is a messenger RNA of Prunus dulcis (almond), 494 nucleotides long. RefSeq names its product 40S ribosomal protein S29-like. Gene Ontology annotation, molecular function: zinc ion binding; structural constituent of ribosome. Bases 104 to 274 code for a protein of 56 amino acids. Gene Ontology annotation, biological process: translation. Gene Ontology annotation, cellular component: cytosolic small ribosomal subunit; ribosome. The record is from RefSeq and is a predicted model, not a curated record. Lineage: Eukaryota; Viridiplantae; Streptophyta; Magnoliopsida; Rosales; Rosaceae. The transcript is spliced from 3 exons.
CAGUCAUAGGAUUAGGGUUUAGAACUCCAUCGUUUUCUUGCAGCUGCAGAGGCAACGCAGUGAGUUGAAGGCGGCCUUCCAAGACGACCGAGCAAGAAUCAAAAUGGGCCAUUCCAACGUUUGGAAUUCUCAUCCGAAGAACUACGGGCCUGGUUCCCGUACGUGUCGGGUAUGUGGAAACCCUCAUGGGUUGAUCCGGAAGUACGCCUUGAUGUGCUGCAGGCAGUGCUUCCGCAGCAACGCCAAGGAAAUCGGCUUCAUCAAGUACCGCUGAAAGUUGAAAGAAUCUGAUUUUGCAUCGGCCAUGAAGAUGUCAGAAAUAUGGAGCUGGAGAGCUUUUUCUUUUGUUGCUGUUACUUUUCCUCUUUUCUUAUUUAAGAUGAUAAUGUAGCAUAUCUUAAGCUUGACAAUUAGUUGUUGACUGGGCCGUUGUUGAAAACUAUUUGUUGGGUCUAAAUUUUAUUUCCAGUUGAUAUGCGCUUUGGUUGUUAAUG